Messenger RNA from Dichotomopilus funicola, 648 nucleotides. Its product is annotated as Longin-like domain-containing protein. Gene Ontology annotation, molecular function: SNAP receptor activity. The record is from RefSeq and is a predicted model, not a curated record. Bases 1 to 648 code for a protein of 215 amino acids. The transcript is spliced from 2 exons. Lineage: Eukaryota; Fungi; Ascomycota; Sordariomycetes; Sordariales; Chaetomiaceae. Gene Ontology annotation, biological process: endoplasmic reticulum to Golgi vesicle-mediated transport; vesicle fusion with Golgi apparatus; retrograde vesicle-mediated transport, Golgi to endoplasmic reticulum. Gene Ontology annotation, cellular component: Golgi membrane; endoplasmic reticulum membrane; endoplasmic reticulum-Golgi intermediate compartment.
AUGAUUCGCUCCACACAAAUUGCCAGGCUCGAUGGCCUCAUGCUCUGCGCCUCCGUCGACGACUCCGACUCCGAACAAGCCCUCUCCGAAGUCAAAGGCCAAAUCAAACUCAUCCUCCGCCGCCUAAGCCGAACCUCCGAGCCCCAAGCCUCCAUCGAAAGCGGCGCCUACACCCUGCACUACCUAAUCGCCUCCGACAUCGUCUACAUCGCCGUAGCCGACCGCAACUACCCGCGAAAGCUCGCCUUCACCUACCUCUCCGACGUGGCCGCCGAGUUCUCGACGACCUACCCGGCGCAACAAGUCCUCAGCCCCGUGCUGCGGCCGUACGCGUUCAUGGAGUUUGAUACGUUCCUCAGCCGGACGCGCGCGACGUACAGUGAUUCGCGGGCGACGCAGAAUUUGGAUAAGUUGAACGAUGAGUUGAAGGAUGUGACGCAGGUUAUGACGAAGAAUAUUGAGGAUUUGCUGUACCGCGGGGACAGCUUGGAGCGGAUGGGGGAGCUGAGUACUCGGUUGCGGGACGACACGAAGAAGUACCGUAAGGCGGCGGUUAAGAUUAACUGGGAUUUGAUGCUCAAGCAGUACGGGCCGUUUGGGGCACUCGGGUUUAUCAUGCUGGUGUUUCUGUGGUGGAGGUUCUUUUAA